AUGCUUCCCGCAAAUAAGGCACGAGAGUGGCAGCAACUGCAAUCAAAGAAGUAUGCGGACAAGCGGAAGUUUGGCUUUGUGGAGGCACAGAAGGAGGACAUGCCCCCUGAGCACAUUCGCAAAAUUGUCCGCGAUCAUGGUGACAUGACCAAUCGCAAGUUUCGCCAUGACAAACGAGUUUAUUUGGGAGCGCUCAAGUACAUGCCCCAUGCUAUCUUGAAACUUCUGGAGAACAUGCCAAUGCCCUGGGAGCAAAUAAGAGAUGUUUUAUAUCACAUCACUGGGGCCAUCACUUUCGUGAAUGAAAUACCUUGGGUUGUCGAGCCGAUUUAUGUCGCCCAGUGGAGCUCUAUGUGGAUCAUGAUGCGCCGUGAAAAACGAGAUCGACGGCACUUCAAGCGAAUGCGCUUUCCUCCCUUCGAUGAUGAAGAACCUCCGCUAGACUACGCCGAUAACAUCCUAGACGUCGAACCUCUAGAGCCAAUCCAAAUGGAUCUUGACCCUGAAGAAGAUGGUGCUAUUGCUGAGUGGUUCUAUGAUAGGAAUCCCCUCGCCGAGACUCCGCACGUGAAUGGUCUCACAUAUCGACAUUGGAAUCUUCCACUUCCAAUAAUGUCGAAUCUAUAUCGUCUGGCAAACUGCCUUUUGACUGAUCUUGUGGAUGAUAAUUACUUCUAUCUCUUCGACCUCAAGUCCUUUUUCACUGCUAAGGCUCUUAACGUCGCUCUACCAGGUGGUCCGAAGUUUGAACCACUGGUAAAAGAUAAAAAUCUCGAUGACGAGGAUUGGAAUGAAUUCAACGAUAUCAACAAGAUCAUAAUCCGUCAGCCCAUUCGCACGGAGUAUAGAAUUGCUUUUCCCUACUUGUAUAAUAGUUAUCCAUUCCAAGUUCACCUCUCAUGGUACCAUACUCCAAACGUUCUCUUCAUAAAGACCGAAGAUCCUGACCUCCCGGCCUUCUACUUUGACCCUCUAAUCAAUCCAAUUUCACAACGUCACACUGUGAAGGUUCCAGAGGCUCACGUCGCAAGCUUGGACGAGGAUGAAGAAUUUAGCCUUCCGGAGCACUAUAGGCCCUUUAUGACUGAGACGCCCUUAUACACAGAUAAUACGGCCAACGGUAUCGGUCUUCUCUGGGCACCCAGGCCCUUCAAUCUUAGGUCUGGUUGCACUCGGCGUGCCCUUGACGUCCCAUUGGUUCAAACCUGGUAUCGUGAGCACUGUCCCUCUGGAAUGCCAGUGAAGGUUCGUGUUUCUUACCAAAAGUUAUUGAAGUACUUCGUGCUCAACGCUCUCCAUCAUAGGAAACCGAAACCACAGCGGAAGCGCUAUCUCUUCCGCUCAUUUAAGGCUACCAAGUUCUUCCAAGCCACUACACUCGACUGGGUGGAGGUGGGCCUCCAAGUUUGUCGUCAGGGCUACAAUAUGCUAAAUUUGCUGAUUCAUCGAAAGAACCUUAACUAUCUUCACCUAGACUACAACUUUAACCUGAAACCGGUUAAGACUUUGACGACAAAGGAACGCAAAAAGUCACGUUUCGGCAAUGCCUUCCAUCUUUGUCGCGAGAUCCUUCGCCUGACCAAGCUAGUGGUUGAUAGCCAUGUGCAGUACCGUUUGGGCAACGUGGAUGCCUAUCAGCUUGCUGAUGGUCUACAAUACAUCUUCUCCCAUGUUGGUCAACUCACAGGCAUGUACCGCUACAAGUACAAACUCAUGCGACAAAUUCGUAUGUGUAAAGACCUUAAACAUUUGAUCUACUACCGAUUUAACACUGGUCCAGUGGGUAAAGGCCCCGGGGUUGGUAUGUGGGCACCAGCGUGGCGCGUCUGGCUAUUCUUCAUGCGUGGAAUCACUCCCCUUUUGGAGCGAUGGCUGGGCAACCUUCUGUCUCGGCAGUUUGAGGGGCGCCACUCCAAGGGCGUGGCUAAGACCGUUACUAAGCAGCGUGUGGAAUCGCACUAUGAUUUGGAAUUGCGUGCAGCUGUAAUGCAUGAUAUCAUCGACAUGAUGCCCGAGGGAAUUAAGCAGAACAAGGCAAGAACUAUUCUACAGCAUCUUAGUGAAGCUUGGCGUUGUUGGAAGGCCAACAUACCCUGGAAGGUUCCUAAUAUGCCCAUUCCUAUCGAAAAUAUGAUUUUGCGUUACGUGAAGGCAAAGGCUGAUUGGUGGACAAACACAGCUCACUACAAUCGGGAGCGCAUUCGUCGUGGAGCUACAGUGGAUAAAACAGUGUGUAAAAAGAAUUUGGGACGUCUUACUCGUCUCUACCUGAAAGCUGAGCAAGAAAGGCAGCAUAAUUACCUCAAGGACGGGCCGUAUGUCACACCUGAGGAGGCGGUGGCCAUUUACACUACAACGGUGCAUUGGUUGGAGAGCCGUCGUUUCUCGCCUAUUCCCUUCCCUCCAGUAAGCUACAAGCAUGACACGAAGUUGUUGAUUCUGGCACUGGAGAGGCUGCGUGAAUCAUAUUCUGUGAAGAACCGCUUAAACCAAUCUCAACGUGAGGAACUGGGUCUGAUUGAGCAAGCGUAUGAUAGUCCGCAUGAAGCACUGAGUCGAAUCAAGCGUCACCUGUUGACUCAACGAGCCUUUAAAGAGGUGGGAAUAGAAUUUAUGGAUCUAUACAGCCACCUUGUACCAGUUUACGACGUUGAGCCGCUGGAAAAGAUUACCGACGCUUAUUUGGACCAAUACUUGUGGUAUGAGGCGGAUAAGCGAAGGCUUUUCCCACCUUGGAUUAAGCCAGCGGAUUCUGAGCCCCCUCCGCUUUUAGUUUACAAGUGGUGUCAGGGCAUUAACAAUCUGAAGGAUGUUUGGGAGACUAGCGAGGGCGAGUGCAACGUGCUACUUGAGACGCGUUUCGAAAAAGUCUAUGAGAAGGUAGAUCUCACUCUGCUCAACCGUUUGCUGCGCCUCAUCGUCGAUCACAACAUUGCUGACUACAUGACAGCAAAGAACAACGUUGUGAUAAACUACAAAGACAUGAACCAUAUCAACAGCUAUGGCAUAAUUCGUGGACUUCAGUUUGCGUCAUUCAUCAUGCAGUACUACGGUUUGGUUCUCGAUCUUCUUGUUGUCGGUCUGGAGCGCUCCUCUGAGAUGGCAGGCUCUCCUCAAAUGCCCAACGACUUUCUGCAGUUCCAGGACACCGCCACAGAGGUUGCUCACCCUAUUCGCCUCUACACACGUUAUGUUGACCGUUUCUGGAUGUUUCUGCGCUUCAGUGCUGAGGAGGCAAGGGAUCUCAUUCAACGCUACCUCACAGAGCACCCUGAUCCUAACAACGAAAACAUAGUGGGCUACAAUAAUAAGAAGUGCUGGCCUCGGGACUCGCGCAUGCGGCUGAUGAAGCACGAUGUCAACUUGGGUCGGGCGGUAUUCUGGGACAUUAAGAAUCGUUUGCCACGCUCUGUCACCACGAUUGAUUGGGAAAGCUCCUUCGUGUCUGUAUACUCAAAGGAUAAUCCUAAUCUCUUGUUUGCGAUGUGUGGAUUUGAGUGUCGCAUUCGACCAGCAUGUAGGGCUCCUAGCCAGGCUUCCGAUGUUAACCUUCCGGGUGGAGUAUGGCAUCUGCAAAAUGAGGUGACGAAGGAGCGCACUGCUCAAUGCUUCCUCCGCGUAGACGACGAAUCGAUGCAGCGAUUCCACAAUCGCGUACGUCAGAUUCUCAUGGCUUCGGGGUCGACGACUUUCACGAAGAUUGUGAAUAAAUGGAAUACCGCCCUCAUUGGUCUUAUGACAUACUUCCGUGAGGCUGCCAGUUCCACUGUGCCUCUGCUGGACCUGUUGGUGAAGUGCGAGAACAAAAUCCAGACGCGCAUCAAAAUUGGUCUUAAUUCAAAGAUGCCGGCUCGUUUUCCACCUGUUGUCUUUUAUACCCCCAAGGAGCUAGGCGGUCUGGGCAUGUUGAGCAUGGGUCACGUGCUCAUCCCUCAGUCCGACUUGCGAUGGUCCAAGCAGACGGACGUGGGCAUCACACACUUCCGCUCAGGCAUGAGCCACGAUGAAGACCAGGUGAUUCCAACUCUCUUUUCCUACAUCCAGACCUGGGAGACCGAGUUCCGUGACUCUCAGUCCGUGUGGGCCGAGUACGCACUUAAACGUCAGGAGGCCAAUGCGCAAAAUAGACGUUUGACCCUGGAAGAUUUGGAGGACAGCUGGGACCGGGGUAUUCCGCGAAUUAACACUCUCUUUCAGAAGGACCGGCACACCUUGGCCUACGACAAAGGGUGGCGUGUUCGAACGGAGUUCAAGCAGUAUCAGGUGCUGAAGCAGAAUCCGUUCUGGUGGACACAUCAGCGCCAUGAUGGUAAACUGUGGAAUCUCAACAACUAUCGUACUGAUAUGAUUCAGGCCCUGGGUGGUGUGGAGGGGAUUUUGGAGCACACUCUCUUCAAGGGCACAUACUUUCCUACUUGGGAGGGCCUCUUCUGGGAGAAGGCGAGUGGUUUUGAAGAAUCUAUGAAGUACAAAAAACUGACGAACGCUCAGCGCUCAGGUCUAAACCAGAUUCCAAAUCGUCGAUUCACGUUAUGGUGGUCACCUACUAUUAAUCGUGCUAAUGUGUACGUAGGUUUCCAAGUACAGUUGGAUCUAACUGGAAUCUUCAUGCACGGCAAAAUUCCUACGCUGAAGAUUUCUCUCAUUCAAAUUUUCCGUGCCCACUUGUGGCAGAAGAUCCACGAGUCGGUGGUAAUGGAUCUUUGCCAGGUCUUUGAUCAGGAGCUCGAUGCCUUAGAAAUUGAGACGGUGCAGAAGGAGACUAUCCACCCUCGCAAGUCCUACAAAAUGAACUCUAGCUGUGCUGACAUCCUCCUCUUUGCCUCGUACAAGUGGCCUGUCUCUCGACCCAGUCUCUUGGCUGAUUCAAAGGACGUGAUGGAUGGCACAACGACGCAAAAGUAUUGGAUCGAUGUGCAGCUGCGUUGGGGCGAUUACGACUCCCACGACGUGGAACGCUACUGCAGAGCCAAAUUCCUCGACUACACCACCGAUACUAUGUCUAUCUACCCCUCGCCCACUGGCGUCAUGAUUGCCAUUGAUCUUGCCUACAAUCUUCACAGCGCUUACGGUAACUGGUUCCCUGGCUGCAAGCCACUCAUUCAACAGGCCAUGCUGAAGAUCAUGAAGGCUAAUCCCGCCCUCUACGUUUUGCGUGAACGCAUUCGCAAGGCUUUGCAGCUCUAUUCCAGCGAACCGACAGAGCCUUAUCUCAGCUCACAGAACUACAAUGAGCUUUUCUCUAACCAGACUAUUUGGUUUGUGGAUGACACCAACGUCUAUCGUGUCACUAUACACAAGACAUUCGAGGGCAAUCUCACAACCAAACCCAUAAAUGGUGCGAUUUUCAUUUUCAACCCACGAACAGGUCAGCUCUUCCUUAAAAUUAUUCACACCUCCGUGUGGGCGGGUCAGAAACGGUUGGGUCAAUUGGCCAAAUGGAAGACGGCCGAAGAGGUGGCUGCGCUCAUCCGUUCUCUGCCUGUGGAAGAACAGCCCAAACAGAUCAUAGUCACACGCAAGGGCAUGCUUGAUCCCCUGGAGGUGCAUCUCCUGGACUUUCCCAACAUUGUAAUUAAGGCGAGUGGUAACACUUUGCGCUUAAAAAAUUGGGUGUUAAACACACUUCUUUUGGAAUUUAGUCUGUUACCUGAAAUAGCAUUAGAUGUUGAUGUUUGUCAAUUUCUGGCGUAUUCCAAUUUGUGUGUUACUGGUCUUCUUAGGGGGCUUUUCAUAUAG
Molecule: messenger RNA, 5739 nt
Organism: Hydatigera taeniaeformis
Lineage: Eukaryota; Metazoa; Platyhelminthes; Cestoda; Cyclophyllidea; Taeniidae
Source: the annotation of a GenBank genome assembly